CCUCGACCCUUGGCGCCCCAUCGCGCAUGCGCUACGGCCCCGUCUCACCAGCAGCAGCGAAGGAGUUUGGAAGUUCAAAAUGGCCGCCGCGGUGGAGUCUGUGCUGCGGGAGCCCGAAACUGAAGAUGCAGAUAUUUCUGAGAGAAGUGUCAAUGAAGAAAAUGGGGAAAUAUCAGAAGGAGAGCAACCUCAGAAUAAGCACAGCCGACACAAAAAAAAGAAACACAAACACCGAAGUAAACACAAGAAACACAAACAUUCUUCAGAAGAAGACAAGGACAAAAAACAUAAACACAGGCACAAACAUAAGAAACAUAAACGGAAAGAGGUUGUUGAUGCCUCUGACAAAGAAGAUGGACCAGCAAAAAGAACUAAAAUUGAUUUCUUAGCUCCUCUAGAAGAUUUGGAAAAACAAAGAGCAUUAUUGAAAGCUGAACUUGAGAAUGAGUUAAUGGAAGGAAAAGUUCAGUCUGGGAUGGGGUUAAUAUUACAAGGUUAUGAGUCAGGUUCUGAAGAAGAGGGAGAAAUCAAUGAAAAGGUGCGAAAUGGCAAUAGGUCUUCAACUAAAUCAUCAAACACUAAGGGGAAACUAGAGCUUGUGGACAAUAAAACAAGUUCCAAAAAAGCAAGUAAGAAUGAAUCAAAGGAACGGACUAGGCACAGAUCUGAUAAAAAGAAAAGCAAGAUAGGAAUUGAUGGAAUGAAAGAGAAAACAACUAGAAGCAAAUCAAAAGAGAGGAGAAAAUCAAAAAGCCCAUCUAAAAGAACUAAAUCUCAAGAUCAAACAAGGAAAUCAAAGUCACCAACCCUUAAAAGGCGGUCUCAGGAGAAAAAUAGAAAGUCUAAGUCUCCUCCAGAGGAUAAGAAUAAAGCAGAUGAUAAGAGUAAAGCAAGAGAUCGCAGAAGGUCUCCAGUUGUAAAUGAAAGCAAAAGUCGAGAUCGUGGCAAAAAAUCCAAAUCUCCAAUAGAAUUAAGAAGCAAAUCCAAAGACAGAAGGUCACGAUCAAAAGAUAGGAAAUCAAGGAGAUCAGAGACUGACAAAGAGAAGAAGCAAAUUAAAUCUCCUUCAAAAGAUGCUUCUUCAGGGAAAGAAAACAGGUCUCCUAGUAGAAGACCUGGCCGCAGCCCUAAAGGAAGAAGCUUAUCUCCAAAACGUGAUAAAUUACGAAGAAGCAGAUCUCCUCUUCUUAACGAUCGCAGAUCAAAACAGAGUAAAUCACCCUCUCGAACUCAGUCUCCUGGUAGAAGAGCAAAGAGCAGAUCAGCAGAAAGGAAACGAAGAGAAUCAGAAAGGAGGCGUCUUUCUUCUCCCAGAACCCGACCUAGGGAUGAUAUUCUCUCUAGACGUGAGAGAUCAAAAGAAGCCAGCCCACUCAGAUGGUCACCAUCCAGAAGAAGAUCUAGGUCUCCCAUCCGACGGAGAUCUCGUUCACCACUGCGACGCAGCCGGUCUCCAAGAAGGAGAAGCAGGUCUCCUCGGAGGAGGGAUAGAGGUCGGAGGAGUAGAUCUCGGCUUCGGAGGAGGUCUAGGUCACGGGGUGGUCGUAGACGUAGGAGUAGAAGCAAAGUUAAGGAAGAUAAAUUUAAAGGAAGUCUUUCUGAAGGCAUGAAAGCUGAGCAGGAAUCCUCAUCAGAUGAGAACCUUGAAGACUUUGAUGUAGAAGAAGAAGAUGAAGAAGCCCUGAUAGAGCAGCGAAGACUGCAGAGACAAGCAAUUGUUCAGAAAUACAAGUACCUGACUGAAGACAGUAAUAUGUCUGUGCCAUCUGAACCAAGCAGUCCUCAGAGCAGCACACGUAGUCGUUCAAAUUCACCAGAUGACAUUCUAGAACGUGUAGCUGCUGAUGUUAAAGAGUAUGAACGGGAAAACGUUGAUACAUUUGAGGCCUCUGUAAAAGCCAAACACAACCUCAUGACAGUUGAACAGAAUAAUGGCUCAGCUCAGAAGAAGCUAUUAGCUCCUGACAUGUUCACAGAAUCGGAUGAUAUGUUUGCUGCAUACUUUGAUAGUGCUCGUCUUAGGGCUGCUGGUUUUGGAAAAGACUUCAAAGAAAACCCCAAUCUCAGGGAUAACUGGACUGAUGCAGAAGGCUAUUAUCGUGUUAACAUAGGUGAAGUUCUAGAUAAACGUUACAAUGUUUAUGGUUACACUGGCCAGGGAGUUUUCAGUAACGUAGUGCGAGCCAGAGAUAUGGCCAGAGCAAACCAAGAAGUGGCAGUCAAAAUAAUCAGGAACAAUGAACUUAUGCAAAAAACUGGUCUCAAAGAACUGGAAUUUUUGAAGAAGCUCAAUGAUGCAGAUCCUGAUGACAAAUUUCAUUGUCUACGAUUGUUCAGACAUUUUUAUCACAAACAGCACCUCUGUCUCGUAUUUGAACCACUCAGUAUGAAUUUACGAGAAGUACUGAAAAAGUAUGGAAAGGAUGUCGGUCUCCACAUUAAAGCUGUACGGUCCUACAGCCAGCAAUUGUUCCUUGCAUUAAAACUACUUAAAAGAUGUAACAUCCUACAUGCUGAUAUUAAACCAGACAAUAUAUUGGUGAAUGAAUCUAAAACCAUAUUAAAGCUUUGUGAUUUUGGAUCAGCUUCACAUGUUGCAGAUAAUGACAUCACACCAUAUCUUGUCAGUAGAUUUUAUCGAGCUCCUGAAAUUAUUAUAGGCAAAAUCUAUGAUUAUGGUAUAGAUAUGUGGUCAGUAGGCUGCACGUUAUAUGAACUUUAUACAGGAAAAAUACUGUUUCCUGGCAAAACCAAUAACCAUAUGCUGAAACUUGCCAUGGACCUCAAAGGAAAGAUGCCAAACAAGAUGAUCCGAAAAGGUGUAUUCAAAGAUCAACACUUUGAUCAAAAUCUCAACUUCAUGUAUAUAGAAGUAGACAAAGUAACAGAAAGGGAAAAAGUUACUGUCAUGAGCACCAUUAAUCCAACCAAGGACCUGUUAGCAGACUUGAUUGGAUGCCAACGACUCCCUGAAGACCAGCGGAAAAAAGUGUGUGUGUGCAGGCCACAGCAGCAUGCCCUUGGUGUAGUCAGUGCCGAAGGGGGUCUGUUCCUUCUUGAGCCUGCCUGCAGGGAUGGUCUCCUCUUUUAAAGCAGGUUGUGUACAACUUUCAGUACACUGAAGGUAAGCUAAACCAUCAACAUCACCGGUGUUUAAGAUGUUAUUUUACUGGAACAACUGACAAAUGAGAGACAAUAGCUUUAUGGCAGAAUUCCCUGCAUGUUUGAUAAAUGAUGUUUUAUUUUCUGGCAUUGCAACUGUGGCAUAGUUACGACUUGUGUUCAGUUCAUCACAUUUAAAAUUUGGAGAAUGCGCACUUGAUGGAUAGAGCGCCUUCAGUGUACUGUUCUUAUUACUUUAAUUUUUUUAAUCAACUUGCUAUAGACUUUGUAUACAUUUUGUUAAAUAUAGUUCACUAUGACAUAGAACCAAUACUUAACAGAAAAGUUUUCAUUUACUAAUUACAUAUGUUGGCAUCUGAUUCUGAAAGACCUUAUAUCUAAAGGAUAGAUAGACAAUAUAAUGACAUUUUUAACUAUUUGUAUGUCAUUUUGAAAGUGUACUGCUUUAUGCUUAAAAGUGUUUCAUUUGUUCAUUGUUUUCAUUAUUUGUGAUCAUGUUGUCUUUCAAUACAGGCAUAAACCUUCCACUCUUGAACAAAGCAGCUGCUUUUUAAAAGCGGUAAUUGCUUCUUUACCUUUUAUUUCUUUUGUAAAUGAAGCUUUUCUUUAAGAAAUGUGACAGUGUUGUCUCUUGCAUAAAACAGUUGACACUCACUUAUUGUAAAGUGAAGAUUGUUCUGCUGCAUGUAAAGUGGACCAUGCAGAUUUCUGUAUGUUUUCAGUAUGCAUCAUUAGAUAAUAAAGUCUUUUGUGAACAAGGCAUUUGUAGCCAUUUUUAAAAGAUUUUGUCUUCAGUGCUGGUAAAUCAGGUAAUACAUAAGAAGAAACCCUUCAUUUUUCUGUAAAUCCUUUAAUUAAAGGGAUUAUUAAAAGUUAUGAUCUUUGGAAGGUGAUAUUAAUUAGAUCUCUAAUUAUCAUCAUUGUAAAAGAAAACAAACCAAAAACCUACAGAUACUGUCUAUCUGCUUUCAUUGUUAUGAAAUUAUUCCUGUAGGAUGUAUGAUUGAAUUCAGGCUUUAACUAAUGUUUGUGCUAUUUUUCUCACUUUUCCUUUUGAUGGUGCUGAAAGAGAGAAAGGAAAGCGAGGCACAGGCCACUCUACGCCUACUCCAUGGGUCUGAUUUGAUGAGACACCAACUUCACCUUCCUAACAAGGCACAAACAUGCACACUUAGUGCAAUCAAGGAUGGAAAAUGAGACUAAGCAGUCUUUCUGCUGGUGGGGUGUUCCCCACCAAGGAGAUGUAAUGAACUACAAAGCAGGCAGGUGAUGGGUGAUGUUACAUGCCUAUUUUGAACCUUCAACCUGUCAGUUUUUAUUUUAAUUUUUGAUGAAAAGUAAAUCUGUUCCCACUUCAACAUAUUAAGUUUCUUGUUCAUACAGGAAAUAGAAUGCAGAUUUCACUCUUACUGAAAUGAAGAACUAGAUACUUGUUAGCUAAUUUCACACAAAGAAAUUUGCACUGUUAUGGUGACACCUAUAACAUAUCCAGCACUUCUGGUGGCAGUUUUACACAGAUGUAGUGAAAUCCUAUUGUUUCUGUUGAUUUUGACCAUUAUUUUGUAUCCCUAUUUAAGAAUCGUGAAAUGAGUUGUCAACUCCAAUAGAAACAAUGCACCUUAUACCUACAGAACUUUUAAAAACUAUUCUAAAGAAGAAUAAAGUUGCUCGUUUACUUGUUCUUUGUGUUGUAGGUGCCGCUCAAAAGAAGAUGAUGACCACCAGAAGACAUGAACAAAGGUUUCUGUCCUAUAAAAGAUAUGAAAAUAUUUUUCAUGUUAUCUGUCUAAUCUUUCUGAUUGCAGCAUUCAUUAGCACUAUUGGUAAUUCUAAGAAUAGUCCUGUUGUGAUGGUAUUUAUAUGUAUGAUGUGCUUGUUUCAUUUCUGGUCGAUGUGAUUUUGUUGUGAUCAGAUGUAGGAAGAUACACAAUACUGUAUCUGUAACUUUCUUCUAAUAAGAGAAAUAUUGGGUAUGAUACAUUUCCUUUAGGAAAGAGUCAACCAAAUUUGUCAGUAAAAUAUAUAUAUUUUAGCAUCACUGAUGUUUUUAUGAUUUUACUAGCAGAGGAUAUAAAAUUUUGUUCCCUUAUUUUAUUGUAGCAAGUGUAUUAUAAAUGCUAAUACUAUCUCUUACUUACCUUUAGCCAACCGAGCAAACAUUGUAACUAGGGGGGUGGGUUAUGAGAAAUUGUUGAAAAACAAGUGGAUCCUGGUCCUUGGCCUUCCUCCAGCUCCCUUUGUGCUUUUCUGGCAGAACAAAGGAGUGGUAAUUCUGGCUUGAACAUCCAGCCAAAUGGUUCCCCCAGCAUGGAAGAUUCCUGAGUGGUGUAGAGACAUAAUUACUUAUUUGCCUCCCCUCUCCCUCUCAACUCUUGGUGUAGGGGAGAGUUGGAUGUGUGAAUGGAGUGGUGCUGAACUCUGCUGAUUCCCAGCUGUGGCAAACGGGUACAAAAUAGAAGAAUCCCUGAAGCUGCCAUUCGCAGUUGGCUUUUGGAUGAGGGUGGUAUGCAGCUGUUUUUGCUGCCUCCACACCUUGGGUCUGGUGCCAAGUGAAACUUGGCUGAACCCAAGCAUUUAACCCAUGAUCUGUGUCUCAUGGUGACUGAAAAUCAACAAAAAACAAACUAAAAGUGCUUUAGAAUCUGGGUCCCCAGAUGAGAAUUAAAUACACUGGAGAUGUAUACUAAAAAAUCCCUUUACUACUUAUAUUUGUUAUGUACGUUGCUUAGGUGAAUACAUAUAGGUUGACAACAUUGAAAACCAUUUUAAAAUAAAUUUGUUAAAUGAAUUUUGAUUUUGAGUCAUUACAUUUUUUAAUAAUGUUUUUCCAUCCAUAUAUAGGGUAAGUGGCAGUAAACCUCUGAAGAACCUUUGAAUAUAUUGAUCGAUACACAGAAGGCUGAUCAUUCUGUGAGAAUACAGGAGAUAUAACGUAAUCUUCUACAGUGUAUUAAGUCACCAACUGUAACUUAUAGCAGCAAAUGUUCAAAGUGGCAAUUUCUUCAAGUUAAUAAAAUAAGAUUUCGGAAGUUA
Molecule: messenger RNA, 6156 nt
Organism: Gopherus flavomarginatus (Mexican gopher tortoise)
Lineage: Eukaryota; Metazoa; Chordata; Testudines; Testudinidae
Gene: PRP4K
Product: pre-mRNA processing factor 4B
Exons: 17
Coding region: 80-3091 (1003 amino acids)
Biological process (GO): mRNA cis splicing, via spliceosome; peptidyl-threonine phosphorylation; peptidyl-serine phosphorylation
Molecular function (GO): ATP binding; protein serine/threonine kinase activity
Source: RefSeq, a predicted model, not a curated record